UGAGUGAGUUUUCUGUCACUGUCGGUCCGUCUGGACCGUCUCUGCGUUUUAUCUCAGCUAUCGAUUCCAUCGCCACCUACAUGCAAGUAAAGACAGUCUCCUCUGCUAGCUAUUAAGCACUUAAAAUUUCCCAGUUUUAGAAAGUGCCCAGAUCAAUAGGAAUGGCAGCCUUUCUGCUAAGGGUGGCACAGGACGGCUCCGGCGACUACCGGACGGUGCAGGAAGCCAUAGAUGCCGUCCCUCUCUGCAACACGCGUCGCACUUUGAUUCGUGUCUCUCCCGGCAUCUACAGGCAGCCCGUGUACGUACCCAAGACGAAGAAUCUCAUCACUCUCGCUGGUCUGGCUCCUGAGCUCACUGUGCUCACCUGGAACAACACCGCCACCAAAAUUGAGCACCACCAGGCUUCUCGUGUGAUUGGGACUGGGACUUUCGGGUGUGGGACAACUAUUGUGGAAGGAGAGGACUUUAUUGCCGAGAACAUCACCUUUGAGAACUCAUCUCCCGAGGGUUCAGGCCAAGCUGUGGCGAUUAGAGUAACAGCUGAUCGAUGUGCCUUCUAUAAUUGCAGGUUCCUUGGAUGGCAGGAUACCCUGUACUUGCAUUAUGGAAAGCAGUAUCUGAAAGAUUGCUAUGUUGAGGGAAGUGUUGACUUCAUUUUCGGCAAUAGCACAGCUCUUCUGGAGCAUUGUCAUAUCCAUUGCAAGGGAGCAGGCUUCAUAACUGCACAAAGCAGGAAAUCUUCCCAGGAGACAACAGGAUAUGUAUUCUUAAGAUGUGUAAUCACUGGAAAUGGAGGGACUUCUUAUGCAUAUCUGGGACGGCCAUGGGGACCUUUUGGAAGAGUGGUCUUUGCGUAUACAUUUAUGGAUGGGUGCAUCAGACAUGUUGGCUGGAAUAAUUGGAGUAAAACAGAGAAUGAAAGAAGCGCUUGCUUUUAUGAAUACAGGUGUUUUGGACCAGGGAGUUGCCCAUCAAAACGAGUGACAUGGGCUAGAGAACUGUUAGAUGAGGAAGCAGUCCAGUUCCUCCAGCAUGGUUUCAUUGACCCAGAUUCAGAAAGGCCGUGGCUUGCUCAGAGGAUGGCGCUAAGAAUACCAUAUUCGGCAUAGAAGUUCAAAUUGAAACUGACAUGAGGAAGACUCCCAAAAACUAAGAGUUUGAGUAUAUUGAAUGAUAUUAGGUGAAUGUAUAAGAUACACAUCAUGGCUAUUUCAAAUCUUGCUUUGUCAAAGAAAAGGCAUUACCCGAUACCUUUUAAUGUAUGAGCUUCCUAGCAGAUGUAAGUGCAUGUAUGUUAAAGAAUUUCAGUUAUGAUGGCUGAUUGUCCAAGAUAAUAUAUAUUAUUAAUAUUAUUACAUUUGUAAACCCGUUCUCUUUUCA
Prunus avium (sweet cherry) is the source of this 1383-nucleotide messenger RNA. It is a transcript of the gene PME31, whose product is annotated as pectin methylesterase 31. The record is from RefSeq and is a predicted model, not a curated record. NCBI's taxonomy places the organism in Eukaryota, Viridiplantae, Streptophyta, Magnoliopsida, Rosales, Rosaceae. Gene Ontology annotation, biological process: pectin catabolic process; cell wall modification. Gene Ontology annotation, molecular function: pectinesterase activity.